Messenger RNA from Cylicostephanus goldi, 303 nucleotides. Lineage: Eukaryota; Metazoa; Nematoda; Chromadorea; Rhabditida; Strongylidae. The record is from the annotation of a GenBank genome assembly.
GGCACAAUCCUAAUGCACACAACUGCUGGAGAGAUGUUGCGGCGCUGGAAUGGUAAACAGCGAGUAUCACAGUUGCUCAUGAGUCGAGAAUGUGUUGUGAUGGCCAUCUAUGGACACCAUCGCUUCGUCACGCUCACUACUACGGCAAAUCAGCUGGAUGAGGCUGCGACUGAUGAGAAAAUCGAAUGCGCAUGUUUGACUAGAGAUGGCGACUAUGUCAUCACAGGAUCAGAAAGUGGCCGCUGUGCGGUUUGGAGGCUCUUCCCAUUGCAGAAACUGUAUACUUUCCAGGUAAAAGUCUAG